AUGGUUUUCGGUCUCGAUCUUCGCUCGCUGUCGACGCCUUUGGACGCAGGAGACCCCGGCUCCAGUAACAUCAGUGAGCCAUUCCUAUUGGUAGCUGACAGGUAUGGAGAAAUCAUUCUCCAAGUUAACAUCACUUCCGGAUCGACCACCACGCUUCCGCUCGGAGAUGUAGGACAGCCCCGAGCCCUGGACCACGACCCGCUCACGGACUACGUGUACUGGUCAGAUAACCGGAACAAGAAAAUCCACCGGGCUCGUCGUGAUGGAAGUGGCAGGGAGACCAUCUUAGACAUCACCGGAGACCCCGGCUCCAGUAACAUCAGUGAGCCAUUCCUAUUGGUAGCUGACAGGUAUGGAGAAAUCAUUCUCCAAGUUAACAUCACUUCCGGAUCGACCACCACGCUUCCGCUCGGAGAUGUAGGACAGCCCCGAGCCCUGGACCACGACCCGCUCACGGACUACGUGUACUGGUCAGAUAACCGGAACAAGAAAAUCCACCGGGCUCGUCGUGAUGGAAGUGGCAGGGAGACCAUCUUAGACAUCACCGAGAAAUACAAUGUCCCUGGCCUGGCGUUGGACCACGCUAGAGGGGAUAUCUACUGGACUGAUUUUGGUGAAAAGACCAUCUCUGUAGCAAAGACGGAUGGAUCGUCAACUAGAACACUUCUGACGUCACCAGCCGUCAGCCUUCCUUAUGACCCGGUCCUGGACCCCAGGAAUGGACUCAUGUACUGGGCGGACGAUGGUAAUGACAGAAUUGCCCGUGCUGCGAUGGACGGCAGUAACCCAACCGCCAUCAUCACGGGCGUGUCUAGACCCCGCGCCGUUACAAUAGACUUUAGAGAGGACCGGCUGUACUACUCUGAUGGGCCCCGCAUAAACAGCUCAGACCUGCUGGGUAACGAUAUACAACAACUGCUGUAUGAAGACGGGAAGUGGGUGCGGGGGAUUGCUGUUGACGAGAACUACGUCUACUGGUCGUCUCAAUGGCGUGAUUCAUCAUACCAAGGGAAAGUCGGAAUGUUAUCCAAGUCAGACUUGACCAAGACUGUCCUGGUGGAGGGUCUGGUAUGGCCACGGGGCAUCCGCCUGUCCACGGCAGCGCCUCCUGGCGUCACCACUGCAACAACUGUGAAGACAAGCACAGCUCCAGUCACUACACCUUCGACUGCUGAGGGAAAAACUGCUCUGGUCAUCACACCUUCGACUGCUGAGGGAAACACUGCUCCGGUCAUCACACCUAUGACUGUGGAGCAAAGCACGGCUCCGGUCACUACGCUAUUGCAAGGCGGAUAUAAUGUUUCUGUAGGUUGUCCAGUGAGUUACACCUUACACGGGGAUUCGUGCUUCAAGGCGUACAACCAAGUCAAAACCUACAGUCAGGCCAGACAGGUGUGUGCAGCGGAUGGGGGGCUCCUCGCCAUGCCGAAGGACAGAGAAGUGGACGACUUCUUGUUGGACCUAAAGAACGCCGUGGAUACCAAUUCUCCUUUCUGGUUGGGCCUGAACAAUCAGAACGGAGAGGUAGGGUGGGCGUGGGAAGACGGGACUCCAUACAGCCCAGCCGCAGACUGGACUGGGUGGCAGCCCAGGGAACCCAACAGUAACGGAGAAGGCUGUGUCAACCACCUCGGGGCCGGAUGGAACGACGCGCCGUGCUCGUCCGCAUCCAACUUCAUCUGCCAGCUAAAGGACGCGAUCCGCUGCCCCCUCGGGUACUUCCGGUGCGGACACGGUCAUGCCUGCACCCUGACCUGGAGGCGGUGUGACGGGAGGACGGACUGUUCGGACGGGAGUGACGAGGACGGUUGUGAGUGCCUGCCGAUUCCUGUGGAUUUCAACCUCGGCGGUAGACUUACAAUGUUACCCAAUCAGCUGGACCAGACGACGUUUGAGGAGAUACAGAAUUCCUCUGCCGUGGACCUGCUCAACAGUUCGCCCACAAACGGACAGAACCGACAUCCCGAGUUCCGGGAAUUCGCAUCUACAGUGAUUUUCCCGCAAUGUGCUGUACCCAAAGAGAACGACACUACCUGCUCUUUGUCUCGUCAUGCAGACAACGCGACCUCUUGCAUGAACAAACCACUGCUACCGUGCCGUUCGUGGUGUGAGGAAGUCCUCAACAUGGCUGAUACCCGGAUGAAGAAGCGGUUCCCUACCUGUGACUUGUUUCCACCACCACAGCACGGCUGUUGGAACCCUGAACCAGCGACUAGGAACGGCGAAGUUUGCUACCACGGUGGCGGCAUGAACUACCGCGGCACACGGAGUACAGCCAAGUCCGGGGCAGAGUGUGUGAAGUGGUCCGCUGCGCAGGAAGGGUUCUACCCAGCCGCGUACCCCUGGGCCAACAUGGAUAACAACUACUGCCGUAACCCUACCGGUCUGGGGCCAUUUUGUCUGGUGGAAGAUGGCAGCCAGCAGGAAUGCGACGUCGUUUCCUGCAAGAUGUUUUGCUGCUGGGACAUCGGUCCUCCUGACUACGGCAAUAGAAGCCCUAUGAAGAGGUUCUACUACGUGGGAGAAAGGAUCGCCUUCACCUGCAACGAGGGGUACUACAUAAAGCCCGGGUAUCCUACCGAACUGAGAUGCGUCGAAGGAGGCUUCUGGCAGGAUAACAAGCCCAGUUGUUCAGUGAAUUUCGAGGAUAGUCUGAAAGCCGACCUGCUCGAUGUGUACAAUCUCAACCUGGCACCUGAGCCUGUUAGGCGUACCCAGCCUGAGAACCCUACCGGCACUGACAACCCUACCGACACGGACAACCCUAUUGUCGCUAGGGUUGUCCGCGACACUGACAACCCUACCAACACUGACAACCCUACCGACACGGACAACCCUAUUGGCGCUAGGGUAAUCUGGAAGGUAGAAACCCUGACCACCACCGUGUGUGAUGCGGACCCCUUCUACUUCCCUGCAGACACCAUGGAAUGCAACAUCUGCUUUGUUGCAUUUUCUGCAAUCAUCGAAUGCCAAGAUGGCAGUCCCUGUGGUGUCCUGUCUAACCAACAACUGGAGGGCGAAUGGUAUCGGAAGGACAUGAUCUUCGCAAAAGACAAGACGGAGGCAUGCUUCACUGUUCAGCUGGAGAGGAUCCCGCUGUUCCACAUCGCCACUACUGUUGGACCCUGUGUCAUCCUCGUGGCGCUGAUGGUCAUCACAUUCGUCAUGCCACUGGACAGGGGGGACCGGAUCUCGUUCGGAGUGACCAUUCAACUCUCCGUGGUCGUGUCUCUCGUGUUCGUGACGGAUGUGCUACCUGUCAAGGGGGCGCUGCCAUUUUUCGCCUCGCUGAUCGUCGUGUGCAUGGCGCUGAUGGGACUUUUCCUCUUCUUCACCAUGGCCAUCAUCACCAUUCAUGACAGGCAGGGGAGCCUGUCUCCAAUGGCGAAGACCUUCUUUCUCCGUUACAUGGCAAAGUGCCUACUGCUCGGAGAUCUGACAGAGAAGAAGGUUGCAAGCGACGAUGGAGAGACUGGUCCCAGCAGCAGGAAGCUGGCCUGGCCUGAGCGGACCAACCGCGUCUCUCCUGCCGAUGCCCCGGCCGUGGUCGACGUGCAAAGCCCGGCUGUUGUCCGCGAGACUGCCCGUCAGCCGUCCGAGCCGCCCACGCGCCUGGAGGCCGCGGUCUCACGCCUGGAGGUUGCCAUGUCCUCCGCCUCCCGUAACAUGGAGGAGCUGGCCGAGGCCAUGAAGAACGAGCAGGAGGUGUCAGACUACACCCUGCUGGCCAAGGUCCUGGACAGGCUCUGCCUUGUCAUGUACGUCAUCAGCAUUGCCGUGGCCGUGCCCAUGACCAUGUAUCUGGGCAAGUAAAUUACACUUGUGUAAACGUGCCUUAACACAACCAAAAAAAAAGUGCGACUUGAUUGUUAUGCUUUGAUUCAGCUUUAAGUAACAUGCAUGUGCAGCCAGGACACGCCCUUACAAGGGCUGUAGUUCUUUGAGAACUUUAGUAAGGUAGUAACCCCACUGGUGGAACAAACAAACUAAAUUUGCAUCUUUAGUAUGAUCAAUACCAUACGAAGGUGAAUGUGUGCAAUGGAGCUUAUAGCUCCUAUGGAGCAUAUAAAGCAGACAACAUAUAUAUCUAACCAG
Branchiostoma belcheri (Belcher's lancelet) is the source of this 4095-nucleotide messenger RNA. RefSeq lists its product as uncharacterized. Lineage: Eukaryota; Metazoa; Chordata; Leptocardii; Amphioxiformes; Branchiostomatidae. The record is from RefSeq and is a predicted model, not a curated record. Gene Ontology annotation, molecular function: protein binding. Gene Ontology annotation, biological process: monoatomic ion transport. Gene Ontology annotation, cellular component: membrane.